Ruditapes philippinarum (Manila clam) is the source of this 953-nucleotide messenger RNA. RefSeq lists its product as uncharacterized. The record is from RefSeq and is a predicted model, not a curated record. Lineage: Eukaryota; Metazoa; Mollusca; Bivalvia; Venerida; Veneridae. The annotation marks the transcript as partial. The transcript is spliced from 3 exons.
AUCUUCUCUGUUGCGUUUAGCUCGUAACAAUUUGCAUACCAGUAACGCCAUAAAUCACCUUAUUAAGUUUAUCAAAAUAAAAUAAUUGUCUGUGAAAAUGCGUCGCACUGAACUUGGCCAAAACGUUUUGUUUGUUCAGUGUAUUUUUAUUUGUUUAACAAUUGUGUUUAAAGUUUACAAAUAUACAUUGGCUAAAAGAAAAAGAAAAAAAGAGGAAUGUGGAACGAAUAAUCUGUAUGUGAUGCAGAGUCACGAGAGUUGAUAAUGUUUGCAAUAAACGCCUUGUUUUGCGAUUGGUUGCUUUCAACUGAAGGUAAAAUCGUCCCCUAUAUAACAGCAAGUAUAUCUUUCUUACUUCAUUUAACAUUAGCGAAACUUUGCAAUAAUGUUGAGUUCAAUGUUCUUUACCGUGUGCUUUGCCAGCUUGGCGGGACGUAUUAUUACAAGCAGUGUCUCGGAACCACAAUGUUCAAAAUUUCCUUAUGAAGAAAAACUGUUAGAAAAGAUGAUUAGACUCGAAAUAUCGGUAGAAGCUAUGAAGAAGGAAAUUGAAAAAUCUCGGAAUCAAGCUCGGACCACUCUUGAUGAUUUAAAGGAAGAAAGAAUUAUUUGGGAGAAUGAUCUAAAAGCAAAAUCUGACAAACGUUCUACAGAUCUGGCUGCUGCCAUCCAAGAGACCAAAUCUACGGUUCAGGAAGAGUUGAAAACACUCAAAGUCGAGAAGGAUAAAUGGAAUUCCGAAUUAAAAGAAUUUGUAAGAAUACCAGAACUUGUGUUGUUCUCUGCACGAAAUCCGAAACAAACUGCAUUACAUAAAGGGCUUAUCAUGGUCUUCGGACAGGUUCUGAUGAAUGAAGGCGGUGCUUAUAACAAAGAAAAUAAAAUGGUGUCUUCACUGUUCCAUAUGCUGGUGUCUAUACAUUUAGUGUGCAAUUAUGUGUAUGGAAACAAAA